Messenger RNA from Drosophila elegans, 1353 nucleotides. RefSeq names its product protein valois. Lineage: Eukaryota; Metazoa; Arthropoda; Insecta; Diptera; Drosophilidae. Gene Ontology annotation, molecular function: protein binding. Bases 99 to 1211 code for a protein of 370 amino acids. Gene Ontology annotation, biological process: oocyte axis specification. The transcript is spliced from 3 exons. The record is from RefSeq and is a predicted model, not a curated record. Gene Ontology annotation, cellular component: methylosome.
CUGUCCUUUGCUUUACUCCUCCCUAGCCGGCACGCUGUGUGUUCCUUCCGACGUUUUUCAAAAAAGUUGUUUUUUCCCUAAAUAUUGUACCAAAGAAGAUGUUUCCGCAACGCAGCUCAGAGGUUUACCGCACUCCGGUGACCCACCAACCACCGCCCGCUCUGGAGCUGGCCGGGAACCUGGAGUACCCGAAUCUCAACGUUGCGGAUCUGAAUGCUCGGCUGGAGAACCUUUCGCCGCGACUCCACGACUGCUGGGACAGUAUUGCCAUCAAUGAGCACAACCAUGUGGCACUGGCCACCAAUCGACGCGAAGGACGCCACUGGUGGGGCAUGUUCUUCGGCUACGAACGCAGCCGUAUAAACCACAUGACCGUGGACAACGCAGACUUCAAGCUGCAGGCGGAUCACACGGUGAAUCUGGUUCGAUAUGCCGAAAACAAUGUCCUUUUGGUGGCUCUCGGAGAUACUCGCCUGCAGGCCUGGUCAACCUACUCCAAGGUGCGCAAUCCGCAAGCGCCCUACUGCCUGUUUCUUGUGGGUGAAUCCUGCGCGCAUCCCACGCCCAUCAGUCAACUGAACGUCUUCAAGGCGGAUCCAAGAAGGGCAGUCUCCGCCUCAGCCGAUGGCACUCUUAAUGUCUGGGAUCUUUCGGGUGCCGAUCUGGAGAGCUCUUACCAUUCACGCACCUCGCACACGAAUAAGUUGACUGGCCUGGGCACGCCUUCGGCUUCGGCCGAUAAGUUUGUGACCUGUGAUCGCGGCGGUAGUGCCCUGCUUUGGGAUGUCCGGGCAGCGGCUCCGUCUUCCACGUGCCUCUAUGCAGACUCCAGCCAUCUGCUGAGCUUCACUUGCGCCGCCUGGGCCGCUUCCACGGAGCUGGAGGGCGACAAUAACAUUUAUCUCGGCGACUAUGAUGGAAAGGUUCAUACGGUGGACAUCCGAGUGCCACGGAAACUGGUGGAAUCUCGGGAGUACUUCGACAAGGGACAUGUCUCGCAACUUUUAAUAAAUGGGCCGCAUCUGGCCGCCACGAGCAAUUUUCCUGCCUCAGUGAAAGUGGUCAAAGUUCAGGCGGGCCAUGAGAUCAUCUACACGCACCAGGACACCCAUUCCCGCACCACGGAUGCCGUUUGGACUGACGAAUGCACCCUCAUUACCAUCGGACACGGCCGGAAAAUGGUGACUCAUUCGAUAAGGAAAUGUGCUUAAGGGAUCCAGUUUCUCCUUAAGUAUUUUUUUGCAUUUACUUUUUUUUAUGAUAUGCUUUCUUUAUGCUUGGCCUGACUGAGGUGCUAUGACUUUAGCUUAUACAACACUUAUAUAUAACUAUUAAUAAAUGUAUAUAGACGUA